Molecule: messenger RNA, 1128 nt
Organism: Cotesia congregata
Lineage: Eukaryota; Metazoa; Arthropoda; Insecta; Hymenoptera; Braconidae
Source: the annotation of a GenBank genome assembly
AUGCCAUUGAUGUACAGGAAUAUUACGCGAAUGAGCUACUGUGUUCAUCGAUAUAUUCAUGCGACUGCUGUUAAUAAUAAAGCAUUUAAUUACGCCAGCAGAGAAGGUAAAUUCAUGAGAAAAAUAGUUUCAAAUGAAUUACCAAAAAGAAAAUGGUAUCCUGAGAAAAGUGAAAAAAUAGCUUCAUCACUUCCAAGCUCUGCGCAAAAAUUAGUGAGUCCACAUGUCACUCGACGAGUAAAAGUUUUAAAUAAACUUUUUAUGAAGUACAUAACAGAUAUAAUGACUACUGGAGAAGUAGCAGCAGAUGUAGUAGGACUUGGAAUUGAAAUCACUCAAGUAAAAAUAUCAAAUGAUUUUCAAAUAGUAAGAGUGCUAUGGUAUUCGUAUAAUACAGGUAAUUUAGAUCAAAUAACUGACAUAUUAAAUGGAACUGCAUACAAAUUACGACACGAACUAUCUCAGUUAAAAAUUAUUGGUGUCGUUCCUCCAAUAAAAUUUGUCAGAGAUAAACAACGGACAGUUAUGGCUCAGCUUGAAAAAGUAUUUGAGAAUGCUGACUAUGGUGAAGAUUAUGUACGAACUGUACGUACAGCUCCUACGCCUGAAUUGUCAUUAUUUACCAAAUUAUCUGAUGAAGUUCGUGAAAAAAUCUUGAAUAUUGAUAGUUCUUAUGUAAAUAGUUAUGAAGAAAAUGUUGGCGAUGAAAUCCGUUAUGACGAAAUGUAUGAUGUAGACUUACCACCGAUGCGAUCUGAUGUACUCGGCUUAAAUCAAGGAAUUAUCAUGACUCAGGCAAGUAUUGAUUUAAUAAAGCAAUCACUAAAUAAAAGUAAAGACGCAAUAAAGAAUAGGCUAGAAAAUGUAACAACCGAUAGACCCGAAAAAGUAUAUACAUUUAAUCCAUCAAGUAUUCAAACAAUACGAACAGAGGAAGAAAUUCAAGCUUUUAAUGAUUUCUUAAUAAAAAGACGUGUUGAAGAAAAACGCUCAAAAAAAUUAAAUUUGGAUCCUUAUAAUGAAGAUGAUAUUGAUUUUCACGAAAAUACAGAAGAGGAUCAAGUUGAUGAUAAUGAAUACUUCAAUUUUGAUAGAUUCGAUGAUACCAGUGAAAAAGAAUUACAUUAA